CUUUACACCAACGCAUACACACAGGAGAAGCCUUAUAGCUGUGAUCAGUGUGGGAAGAGCUUUGCUCGAGAUUUCACUCUGACUACACACCAGCGAACACACAGAGGAGAUAAGCCUUAUAGCUGUGGUCAGUGUGGGAAGAGCUUUGCUCGAGAUUCCACCCUGACGACACACCAACGCAUCCACACAGGAGAGAAGCCUUAUAGCUGUGACCAGUGUGGGAAGAGCUUCAAUCAUUCAGGAUCCCUGAUUAUACACCAACGCAUACACACAGGAGAGAAGCCUUAUAGCUGUGAUCAGUGUGGGAAAAGCUUUAAUCAUUCAGGAUCCCUGACUGAACACCAACGCAUACACACAGGAGAGAAGCCUUAUAGCUGUGAUCGGUGUGGGAAGAGCUUCAAUCAUUCAGGAUCGCUGACUACACACAAACGCAUACACACAGGAGAGAAGCCUUAUAGCUGUCAUCAGUGUGGGAAGAGCUUCAAUCAAUCCGGAGACCUGACUACACACCAACGCCUACACACAGGAGAGAAGCCAUAUAGCUGUGAUCAGUGUGGGAAGAGCUUCAAUCAGUCAGGACACCUGAACACACACCAACGCAUACACACAGGAGAGAAGCCUUAUAGCUGUGAUCAGUGUGGGAAGAGCUUCAUUCAAUCAGUAGAGCUGACUAGACACCAGCGAAUACACACUGGAGAGAAAUCUUACUCCUGUCUUUGUGGAAAGUGGUUUGCUCAUUCAGUGUCACUGAUAAAACACCAGAAAGCUCAAACAUGUUUUCUUUCAUCUCCCUCCUCUCCGGCACCGGUUCCAGAUCCCUAAAUACAGUUUCAAUAGAAAACAUCUUGUGAAGAGUCAUCCAUCUCCCAUUCUCUAACAGUUUACUAAGUCUGAUUACCAUGGUAACCUGUGUAGCAUGAUAUGCAGCUCUGGAUCCAUAUUUACCAAGUGUCUUGAAGUAGGAGUCCUGUGUGUGUGGUGGCGUGUUCAGAGCUGUAUCUAUUUCAUUAACUCCUACUAUCCAUCAAAUAAUGUAGAAUAAUGUUUCAGAAAUGGUAGGUGCAUAUUCAUGUGUGAUGGAAAUGUUGUCUGAAGAGAGUCUUGAAUUGUACAUUAUGUCUCAUACAGUCAUUGGUUCCUGUAGGUGCUGGGUAGAGAUAUGAGGGGGAGACGGUCAUGACCCCCUCAGACCUUUUGGCAGAAUGCCCAUUAUAUGUUUUGCAAGUUAAGAUAGGAGACGGUUCCAGUCACAUGCAGGAUCCAAACGUUAAUGAUGAGUAAUGUAAACCAUGCAAAUAUAACUUGUCUGUGUUAGCAGUGUAUAAGAGAACUAACGGGACUGCCCCGAAAGAGCUCCCGACCGACGUGUACUAUGGUGCAUUAAGUUUGUUGGAAUCUCUCCAUCUUGCUGAUAAUAAAUAAUGAUUCAUUUCAGUUUAUUUGAGGCCCUGGUGGUAAUUUCCAUGACACGUAUUCAAUACAAAAACAAAUUAUGUGAAGGAGAUGUGUCGCUGCAUGAGGCACUGACUGAUACUGAGGCACUGACUGGCACUGAUACUGACUACCUUUUUUUUAGGGAUCUAUGACCAACAGAUGCAUAUCUGUAAUCCCAGUCAUGUGAAAUCCAUAGAUUAGGGUCUAAUUCAUUUAGAACAGUUUACUGAUUUGUUUAUAUGAACUGUAACUCAGUAAAAUCUAACAAAUUGUUGCA
Molecule: messenger RNA, 1711 nt
Organism: Oncorhynchus nerka (sockeye salmon)
Lineage: Eukaryota; Metazoa; Chordata; Actinopteri; Salmoniformes; Salmonidae
Product: zinc finger protein 239-like
Exons: 1
Source: RefSeq, a predicted model, not a curated record